Brassica napus (rape) is the source of this 946-nucleotide messenger RNA. Its product is annotated as ras-related protein RABF2b. Gene Ontology annotation, molecular function: GTPase activity; GTP binding. NCBI's taxonomy places the organism in Eukaryota, Viridiplantae, Streptophyta, Magnoliopsida, Brassicales, Brassicaceae. Bases 204 to 806 code for a protein of 200 amino acids. The record is from RefSeq and is a predicted model, not a curated record. The transcript has 7 exons.
UAAAUAAAUACUGCAUUUAUUUAUUUAUUUAUUUAUCUUCUGGAGAGAGAGAGAGAAGUGGUUGUUGUUGCCGACGCGUCUGUGUUCUCUCUAUCCUUGCAAUGGUCUUUUGAUCUUAAAUCUAGUUAUCAUCCACGAGCUAGCUCCCUUGAGCUGAAGAUUUCUAGAGCUACGAUACUGUGACUGUGAUCUGAUAGAUAAUCAUGGCUACCGCUGGAAACAAGACCAUUAACGCCAAAUUGGUGUUACUUGGAGAUGUUGGCGCUGGGAAAUCCAGUCUUGUCUUACGGUUUGUUAAAGAUCAGUUUGUUGAGUUCCAGGAAUCAACCAUAGGUGCAGCCUUUUUCUCACAAACAUUAGCUGUGAACGAUGCGACUGUUAAGUUUGAGAUAUGGGAUACAGCGGGUCAGGAACGGUACCAUAGCUUGGCUCCAAUGUACUACAGGGGUGCUGCUGCUGCUAUCAUUGUCUUUGACGUUACUAAUCAAGCCUCGUUUGAGAGGGCAAAGAAAUGGGUUCAGGAACUGCAAGCGCAAGGUAACGCUAAUAUGGUCAUGGCCCUUGCUGGAAACAAAUCUGAUUUAUUAGAUGCAAGGAAGGUUUCCGCAGAGGAGGCGCAAACAUAUGCUCAGGAGAACGGUCUUUUCUUCAUGGAAACUUCAGCCAAAACCGCUGCUAAUGUCAAAGAGAUAUUCUAUGAAAUUGCAAGAAGGUUACCGAGAGUGCAACCUACAGAAAACCCAACAGGAAUGGUUCUACCAGAUAGGGCCAUGGAUAGGGCAGUGAGUUCAUCUUGUUGUGCUUAGUUAUAUGUAAUGGAAUACACUUCCCUUAAAGGGGACCUUCUGGUCAGUCAAUAUUGAUUUAUGGACUUCUGUGUUUUGAAUAUCUUUGUUUUGUUUUGCUUGUGUGAACAUUCAAUUUACCAAUUAAAAAGGGUUGUACA